Mangifera indica (mango) is the source of this 2048-nucleotide messenger RNA. RefSeq lists its product as uncharacterized. The transcript is spliced from 7 exons. The coding region runs from base 284 to 1783 and encodes 499 amino acids. The record is from RefSeq and is a predicted model, not a curated record. Lineage: Eukaryota; Viridiplantae; Streptophyta; Magnoliopsida; Sapindales; Anacardiaceae.
CUCAAACUUGAGCUCCGAUAAUGUAAAAUAUUUAUUUCAAAAUUUGCUCAAGCCGAAUUCGGUUCACAGUCUUUCGAGUCGUCCGCCACGGUUGGAUGAAACAAAAACAAAAACAGAUUUGAAGCUUUGACGGUCUUUCGCUUUGGCGUGCGGUAGCCGACUCUCGUCUCACAACUUCUGACUAGAAAUUUUCCUGCAUUUUCUUUCACUUUCUUGUCAACUGUCUCUCCCGACUAGGUUACCGGAUGUAAAAUCCCGGUGUCGUUGAGGGAGUUUAUGAUAGAUGAAGAAUAAUGGAGAUCAGAAAUUGUGUACAAGACUCUCAAGGAAGGAGCUUCAAUCUUUGUGUAAGAAGUAUGGCUUGCCUGCUAAUAGGUCAAGUUCGGAAAUGGCUAAAUCUUUGGCUUCCUUCUUUAAGAAGAAUUCGAGUUCAAUUUUAUCCAGAGAAAGAUUAGGCGGAAUUAGAGAUGUUUCAAUUCCUGCAUUUUGCAUACCAGGACUACUGCCUGGAGCACAGCUUGAUUCUUUGGAGUAUCCUAGAGAAGAUAGCCAUGAACUGCACACCUGUUUAAGAGAGGAAGGAAACGGAGGAAACUUUUCAACAAGUUUUAGAAGUAAUGAAUUGGGUCAUUGCUGGGGGGACAAAACUUAUGACGGGGAAGCACCAAACUCUCAGUUUAUUUCUCGAUGUGGUAGGAAUGAUUUCCACCAGGUAUCUGCAACAACAAAUUUGUGCCAGGAUUCUUCAGGUACUGCAAGAGCUAACCGGGUGGAGGAUAUGUGCCCAAUUCAACAGACAAAUGUAACAGAUGUAAACUCGGAUUCAUUCCCUAUGGAAGACAUUUUCCCUUCUUCUGCAAAUACUUUUAAAGCAGCUUCUUCAUCGUCUUUUGAGUUUUAUGUUCAUGAUGAAGAGGGGAUUAACCUUUGUGUUGACCUGAGUUCUAGUGCAUCAGAGUGGAUUCAAAAGUUGAAAACUGGAGUUAAUAUUUGUGAUAAAACGUGCCAGAACAAGUCUUCUAGUUUCCAUCAGGAGCUUGGGCACUUUGGAGGGAGUAACAAACAGCAAAAAAAUUCCUUUCUACAAAAUUUAGAUGCUCAACAAGUCAAGGAUGGCAAUGUGCCAUCUGGGUCUUCACCAAGUAAAAUUUUGAAUGAAAAUAAAGAUCCAGUGCUCAAUGAUCCUGAUGGAGGUGAUGGAUCUUCAACAUCUAUUGCGGUAAAACCAAACAGCAUUUCUGUGUUCAUGUCUCAACAUUUACUGGAAGAUAAGGGACUUGUCUCUUCUGAUCCUAAUUCUGAUGCGCAUGAUGGUACUUGUUCUUGUACUGAUGAAAAUGGAUGCUCAACAACUGUCAAUUCAGAUGUUAAUACUCCUGCGAAAAGAUUAUCUAAUAAUUGUUUUGCAAGUAUAUUAGAUUGUCCAAAAAGUGUUGCCAGAUUGGAGCAUCAGAAUUCAAAGCCCAGCAGUGAAAUCUGUGAGUACUCAUCUGUGGAGAACAGAUGCAGCCUUGCAAAUUCUCAUGUGGUAAUUGCUGGUUGCUCGACUGGUGGUGCUAUCGAGAUACCACUGUUGGAGGCUGAGAUUCAGCAGAAAGAUGCAUCAUUCAUGCCUUGUAAAAAUGGUGAAUUCAUAGAUUUGGUUGAUUCAGUGGACAAUACUGAAACAGAGCAAAGUGGGUUAGCCAAUUCAAGUGAGCCUGAUAUUGACAUAAGCAGGAAUCGUUUGCCUGCAUCUGUUGAUGAAUGGAAACCACGUUUGGCGACUUUUUGGGUUAUUUGAAGGGAAAGGAAUUGAACAAUGUUAUAAGAUGCUUAUGAUGAGGGUUUCAUAUAUGGUUGACAUCUUUGUGGGCUUCAAUUUCUAUGCUGUUUGGUUGACAUCUUUUUUUCCUUUUUAACUUAUUGGAAUGCUGCUUGGUUCAAUUCUGUAUUUGUUGAGCUUUAUUAGAGAUGUAAAGUUUGCUUUGUUGGGAUGACUUUGGGAACCUUCAUUGUAACAUUAUUCAUAUUUCUAAAUAAAUUUCAUCCACUUUCUUAUAAAGAAA